GACUUCUGGGAUUUGUGGUCCCGGAGAGGGGAUUGGCGAAGGAGAAAGACUGAGAGUCGUCUUUCCUUUGCUCGAUUCCGUGGACUGCUCGGACGCCCCGCGGUAGGCCAAACCCGUUUCUUAGGAAACCAGGCAUCCAGGGCAGGCAGAAUGGCUUCCUUUGGGUGGAAGAGGAAAAUUGGCGAGAAGGUCUCAAAGGUCACUUCCCAGCAGUUUGAAGCUGAAGCUGCUGAUGAGAAGGAUGUAGUCGACAAGGAUGAAGGGAACUGGCUUCAUGCCAUUAAACGUAGGAAAGAAAUUCUUGAAGGCUGUGCUGAGAAAAGUAAACAGCUGAAGGACGAAGGAGCCAGUUUGGCUGAAAAUAAAAGAUAUCGAGAGGCAAUUCAGAAGUGGGAUGAAGCACUACAGUUAACUCCAAAUGAUGCUACGCUAUACGAGAUGAAAUCACAGGUGCUAAUGUCUCUUCAUGAAAUGUUCCCAGCAGUACAUGCAGCAGAAAUGGCCGUCCAGCGAAAUCCACAUUCAUGGGAGUGUUGGCAAACUUUGGGACGUGCUCAACUUGGAUUAGGAGAGAUAAUCCUGGCAAUUCGAAGUUUUCAAGUAGCCCUUCAUAUCUAUCCAAUGAACCCUGAAAUAUGGAAAGAAGACCUCUCUUGGGCAAGAACGCUCCAGGAACAGCAGAAGGUAGCGCAGAGGAUUAAAAAAAGUGAAGUACCAACUGAAGUAACACAUUUUUUACCAAAGUCAAUUCCAGACUAUGAUUUUGAAAGUGAUGAGAUUGUUGCUGUUUGUGCGGCUAUUGCUGAAAAAGAGAAGACAGUUUCAGCAAAUAAAACAAUGGUCAUUGUGUCCGCCUCUGGGGCUGUAGAAACUGUAACUGAAAAGGAAGAUGGUGCUACACCACCAGAUGGCUCUGUUUUUAUCAAAGCCCGAUGAAGCAGUAUGCAUAAGAUUAUUUGAAUCUGUCUUUUUGAUGGCCACUUGAAUUUUUGACAUAGAGACACAUACGCUGGAGAUAGCAGAACUCUUGGUUGUAAAAUAAGUUUUUCAGAUGAGGCAUAUAAAAACUAAAAAGGCAGGAUUCUUGUAUAGUGUUUGGAAUAUGCUUUAAUAAGUUAUGAUUUAUAUUUCUCAAGGUUAAAAUUCUGAGUAAAAUGUUUUUGUGAUUAAUAAACAGUUUAAUCUGAAUAUGUAAAUGAAUACAUUUGAAAGACAACUUGAAAAGUGUAUUCUUGAAUAGUUAAUAACUUGGCCAAUGAUACUGAAAUGCUGUCUCAACUUUUCUUUUAUGAUAAAGAAAGUGUGUGAUUUCCCUCCCUCAGAGAAAUAUACUGCUCUUACUAUUUACUCUUUUUCUUGCUUCAUUGGAGUAAGUCUGUCAGAAAGCUUGAGUAUUUUUGACAUUCAUUUUGAUUCAAAGUUGUCAUUUGGUUAUAUGUGGACUCCUUGAAAGUUUGGCUGAAAAUGCACGCAAAUAUGUACGUUCUGAACAUUUUCUGAAGUUUCUCUUAAUUCUGAUUUGUGUUUUUGUUUUGACUUUGAAGUAUAACAGUGAUAGUUGUCUCCUUCAGUACUUGUUAGAAGUGUGAAGUAUUGAUAAAUAUGAGAAUGAUGGUUUUAUUUUUUAAUUGUUACAGUAAGUAAUCCUUACCACAAAUGAGUCAUUUUUAAAAUAUGUAUUUUUAAAUGAAUGGCUUUUACAGAUAGGUUAAUACAACUGUACUGCUAUAUUAUCCUAGUCAAAACCAAUGCUUUAUUUUCUUUGUUUUACAAAGCUUUAAAAACCCUGGAAACAACUUAUUUCUUGCUUAUAUGUUUCCAUCUGAUGAUUGGGACUUAUCUAGAUAACUUUUUUUGAAACUACUCAGUGAAAUAAAAAAUAAUUACAAUUAAAAAUAGCUAAUUAUACCUUUCUAAAAAUAAAAAAGUAGCGCUGUUAUUAGCAUGCCAGUGAAUAAAUAAGCACAAAAUACAAAGAAAAUGUAAUGUGAUUUAUAGUACAGUCUCAUGAGUAUGAGAAACCUAUAUUAAAGAAAUAUUUUAUUGAAAGGCCACAAUCACAUUCACAAACCAAUACUGUCAUUGCUAAUCUGAACUAUUAUUUUUAUACUGUAUAUUGUAGUACAAUAAUAUAGACCUGUUGGGUUCUGUUACUUCUGUCACUCAGGAAGAUAUUAUUGGUGUAAAAUUAAUUUUAUCUUUGUGAGGAAUGAAAGUAGCCCUCUUUGUGUUAAACAUCUUACUACUAUUGGAGCAUGUAAGUAAAGAUCUACAUUUUUUAUGAAGAUGGUUUUUAAAACUUUUGUUUCAUUGGAAUGCAUAUCUCUUUUCUGAGUUGAAGAAAUUAGCACUUGCCUUGAAAAUAAUAUUCUUUCCCUGAGUUAUAUCAUCAGAAAAUUAGCUCUGGUUAGAGAGGUUCGUUUGAGUGCUCAAAAAAAAAAAAUACAUUAAUUAUAUAUAUUUUUGAGAAUAAAGAACUUUCUCAAAAAGUAAAUAUGUAUCUAGAGAAGUGAGUACUCAACAUUUGGUAUAUUGUUUUGAGUAGUGGAUGUUUGUUUACUGUGUAAUUUGUGAAUAAAUAUUUUCUUCUGCAUUUUGAA
Messenger RNA from Cebus imitator (Panamanian white-faced capuchin), 2600 nucleotides. RefSeq names its product tetratricopeptide repeat domain 33 (gene TTC33). The record is from RefSeq and is a predicted model, not a curated record. NCBI's taxonomy places the organism in Eukaryota, Metazoa, Chordata, Mammalia, Primates, Cebidae. Bases 151 to 936 code for a protein of 261 amino acids. The transcript is spliced from 5 exons. Gene Ontology annotation, molecular function: protein binding.